Messenger RNA from Aphidius gifuensis, 11886 nucleotides. Its product is annotated as dynein axonemal heavy chain 7-like. Gene Ontology annotation, biological process: microtubule-based movement. The record is from RefSeq and is a predicted model, not a curated record. Gene Ontology annotation, cellular component: dynein complex. Bases 8 to 11854 code for a protein of 3948 amino acids. NCBI's taxonomy places the organism in Eukaryota, Metazoa, Arthropoda, Insecta, Hymenoptera, Braconidae. Gene Ontology annotation, molecular function: minus-end-directed microtubule motor activity; ATP binding; dynein intermediate chain binding. The transcript has 19 exons.
CAAGUCAAUGUUAUCAAAAUUACGUUGUGAAAAAGAAGCUAAUUUCAAGAUGAAUUGUUACACAAGUCUGAGAAAAAAACGUGAAGAAUUUAAAAAUACAUUGUUGUAUACGAUGGAGCAGUUGGAAUUCGUCAAUGAACAAGGUACUUCAACAAGCGAAAAUGUUGAUGGUGAAGAAGAAGAUUUGUUGAGGUACUACUUCUAUAUAACACAAGGCAUUGAUGAUGAACAUGUUGCUCCAAUUGAAUCUGUUUUAUUGAAAAACAUACUAAACCUGGUGCCAAAAAAAUUAAAGACACGUUUUAAAAAAACACUGGAGAUUGUUGUUGAUGAUGCUAAAAAAGAUUAUUCUGCAAGUUUAAAAAAAUCAAUUGUAGAUUUUGUUCUCCAAGAUCCAACACAAGACAACAUCAGCAUAAACAAUCAAAAGCUAUCAAGCAUCAAUGAACAACAUGAGACAAUAAAUUUACCUCAAAAUUAUCGUACGAAAUACAAAAAGACAACUAACAAGCUACGUAAAAAUUUAUUUCUAUAUCAUCCAUGUAUGAGAAAAGCUUUAAAUUUAGGAUUUCAAGAAUUUGGAACACUCAGAUUGAUUGACAAAAAAGAAUUGGAAUCACGAGAUAAACCUUAUAAUCUCACAAAUUUUCAAGAAAUAAUUAAAAAAAUGAUUGAAAAAGCAAUAACAAUUAUUUGCAAUGAUUGGCUUUCAAAAUUAGAAAAUAUAUUUAUUUAUAAUAAUUUAAAGGGUCAAAAAAAAGCCAUGUUACCAAGUGAAACUGAUGAAUCACAUUUUUCAAGAUUUUUUAAUUGUCUUGCUAUUGUUAUGGAGAGUCAUUUGCGAUAUAUUUGUUUACAAUCAAUUGAAGAAUUUAAAGAUUUUCUUUCAAGCCUUGCUUACAUGAGAUGUAGUUUUGAUGUAAACUUGGUUGUAAGAAGCAAGACAAUUGGAUUCGAGCCAUCAUUCAAGACCUUCACCGACACACUUGUUACUCUUCUAGAUUCACUUUACAAAGCAAUAUCUGGAUAUCCUCGUGUUGAAUUAAAAAUAUAUGAAAACAUACCAGCUAAUAUGAAUAAGCACUUGAAGCCAGUGAUUCUUGAUGAAAUAUUGGAUAAAUAUAAAAAUGAAAUUAUUGAAUUAAUUCAAGAACACAGAAUUGGACCAGAAUUACAAGUUCAAAAUUUUGAUAAAUAUAUUACAUUAAUUAAUGAAACUGAUGAAGAGUUUGUUAAUAAUUUUUUAACAUCAGAUCCACCAAAAUCAUUCAUUGAAUAUUCAGAGCUCAUUAAAAAAUAUGACAAUCUUUCAAAAAAUAUUCCAAUUGAAUUUGAUAGAACAUUUUUUUCUGGUAUAUUUGAUGUUCAUCGAGAUGACAUGAUGGAUUACAUGGCAAGAACAGCCAAUAUGUUGAAGGAAAAUCUUGUUGAUAAAAUGGUUGAAGACUAUCAAUUGAAAUCUAGGACUAUUGGUGAAGAUUACGAACAUAUAGCUGACAGAGCACUUGGUAUUCCUGAAAAUACAAAAGAAUUAAUGGAGUUGAAAGCAUUUGUUGCCAAAGCUGAGACUGAAAUGGUUAUUGAUUUAGAAAAUCGACUCAAAGAAAUUAUCAAAUAUGUACAAUUUCUUUCUGAUUUUACUCUACUUACUCCAGUUGAAUUAAAGACAAAUAAUUUUGCUUUUCAAUGGUAUCAUCGUAUGCAUCAAAUAUUUGAAAAACAUCGUAAAAUAAUUGAAUCAAAAACUGGUGAAUAUCAAGAAACUUUAUUAAUAAGAAUUGAAAAAUUUAAAGAAAAUUUAAAAUUAUGGGAAACAUAUUGUGAUGAAAUGCAAUAUUGGGGUGAUGUAAAUGAAAUACAUCGUUAUAAAAAAAAAGCAACAAAAUUAGAAAAGCGUUUAAUAAAUGCCAUGGAUACAAUUGAUGAAUUUAAUAAAGAAGAAGAAAUGUUUGGUUGGGAAAUAUCACAAUAUCCAUUGAGAAAAGAAAUAUCUGAUAAAUUAUCACCGUAUAAAAAAUUUUAUGAUAUUGCUUGUGAGUUUAUAACACAACACAACACAUGGAUGGAUUCAAUGAUUGGUUCUUUUGAUCCUGAAAUAAUUGAAAAUGAUUCAGGCACAGCAUACAGAACAGUAUUAAAAUUAGAAAAAAUAUUUCAAGAACCAACAGUACGUAAACUUGCUGAAACAGUUCGUUUACAAAUUGAAGAAUUUCGUGAACACAUGCCAUUGAUAUGUAAUUUAGGAAAUCCUGGUAUGAAAAAUCGCCACUGGACUCAAGUAUCUGAAAUUGUUGGUUUUCCAAUAAAGGUUGAUGAAAACAUGACACUUGCAAAAGUCAUUGAUUUUGGAUUAGAUGAUUAUGUUGGUAAAUUUGAAUCAAUAUCUGAGGCAGCAACAAAAGAAAGUAAUCUUGAAAAAGCAUUAUUAAAAAUGCAUGAAGAUUGGACAAAUGUUGAAUUUACAGUUAAUCAAUAUCGUGAUACUGGAACAUGUGUUAUUGCUAGUGUUGAUGAAAUACAAUUACAACUUGAUGAUCAUUUAACAAAAGCUCAAACAAUGAAAAAUUCAUUGUAUAUUAAACCAUUUGAAAAAGAAACACUUGAAUGGGAAAGUAAACUUUAUUUACUUCAAGAUAUUAUGGAUUAUUGGCUUAAAGUACAAUCAACAUGGAUGUAUUUAGAGCCAAUAUUUUCAUCACCCGAUAUACAACAACAAAUGCCAGAAGAGGGUCGUCGUUUUAGUGCUGUUGAUAAAAUUUGGCGUGAUAUUAUGAAUUCGGUUAUUCAAGAUCCAAAAGUUAUGGCAGUUGUUGAAAUUGAUAAAAUGUUAGAUCGUUUAAAAAAAUGUACAGUAUUAUUGGAUCUCAUACAAAAAGGUUUAAAUGAUUAUUUAGAAAAAAAAAGAUUAUAUUUUCCAAGAUUUUUCUUUCUAUCAAAUGAUGAAUUAUUAGAAAUUUUAUCUGAAACAAAAGAUCCAACACGUGUACAGCCACAUUUAAAAAAAUGUUUUGAAGGUAUUGCAAAGUUAUCAUUUACUGAAACAAUGGAAGUCACAGCAAUGGAAUCAUCAGAAGGUGAACUUGUUGUACUAGAAGAUAUUAUAAAUACAGAAAUGGCACGUGGACAAGUAGAAAAAUGGCUAGUUGAACUUGAAACUGGAAUGAAAAAAUCAAUUAGAUCACAAGUUAUUUUAGCUAAAGAUUCAUAUGUAAUUAAAAAAAGAAAUGAAUGGGUACUUGAAUGGCCUGGGCAAACAAUUUUAUGUAUCAGUCAAUUAUACUGGACAACAGAUGUCACAGCAACACUACCAAAUGGUCUAGAUGAAUUGAAAAAUUACAUUGACAUUUGUAAUGAAGAAUUAAAUAAUAUAAUAAUUUUAGUAAGAGGAAAAUUAUCAAUUCAAAAUCGUACAACACUUGAGGCACUUGUUACACUUGAUGUACACUCAAGAGAUGUACUUGUUGAUCUAUUAGAUAAAAAAGUAACAAACAUUGAAGAUUUUAAAUGGUUGUGUCAAUUACGUUACUAUUGGAUUGAUGAUAAUUUAAUAACAAUGAUGAUAAAUUCAUCAUUAAAAUAUGGCUAUGAAUAUCUUGGUAAUUCAUCAAGAUUAGUUAUAACAUCAUUGACUGAUAGAUGUUAUAGAACUUUAUUUGGUGCACUUGCACUUCAUCUUGGUGGUGCACCAGAAGGACCAGCUGGUACUGGAAAAACUGAAACAACAAAAGAUCUUGCAAAAGCAAUUGCAAAACAAUGUGUUGUAUUUAAUUGUUCAGAUGGUCUUGAUUAUAUUGCAUUGGGUAAAUUUUUUAAGGGACUUGCUGCAUCUGGUGCAUGGUCUUGUUUUGAUGAAUUUAAUAGAAUUGAUCUUGAAGUAUUAUCAGUUGUUGCACAACAAAUAUUAACAAUACAACGUGCAAUUAAUUGUGGACAAAAUACAAUGUUAUUUGAAGGUACAGAAAUUAAUUUAGAUUCAACAUGUGCUAUUUUUAUAACAAUGAAUCCUGGUUAUGCUGGUAGAUCAGAAUUACCAGAUAAUCUUAAAGCAUUAUUUAGAUCAGUUGCUAUGAUGGUACCUGAUUAUGGUUUAAUUGCUGAAAAUACAUUGUAUUCAUAUGGUUUUUAUAAUGCUCGUCCAUUAUCAAUUAAAAUUGUCAUGGCUUAUCAGCUAUGCUCAGAACAAUUAUCAAGUCAAAGUCAUUAUGAUUAUGGUAUGAGAGCUGUUAAAUCCGUAUUAAUUGCUGCUGGUAAUCUUAAAUUAAAAUAUCCAAAUGAAAAUGAAGAUAUAUUAAUGCUAAGAAGCAUAAAAGAUGUUAAUUUACCAAAAUUUUUAAGUCAUGAUUUGCCAUUAUUUCAUGGUAUAGCAUCAGAUUUAUUUCCAAAUAUAAUAUUACCAGAAUCAGAUUAUAAAGAUCUUAAUUAUUGUAUAUUUGAAGCAUGUAAAAAAUCAAAUAUACAAUGUGUACCAUCAUUUCUUGAAAAAAUACAACAAAUAUAUGAAAUGAUGAUUGUAAGACAUGGUUUUAUGAUUGUUGGUUUUCCAUUUGGUGGUAAAACAACAGCAUAUAAAAUACUAGCCUCAGCACUUGAUAUUUGUGAAGAAAAAAAUUUAAUAAAUGAGCAUAAAGUUGAAAUGACAAUAAUUAAUCCAAAAUCAAUAACAAUGGGUCAACUUUAUGGACAAUUUGAUUUAGCAUCACAUGAAUGGAAUGAUGGUGUAUUGGCAAUUAGUUAUCGUACAUUUGCAACAUCAUUAAAUGCUAAUCGUAAAUGGUUAAUAUUUGAUGGUCCAAUUGAUGCAGUUUGGAUUGAAAAUAUGAAUACUGUACUUGAUGAUAAUAAAAAAUUAUGUUUAAUGAGUGGUGAAAUAAUUCAAUUAUCAAAAACAACAAAUUUAAUAUUUGAAACAAUGGAUUUAGAGGCAGCAUCACCAGCAACUGUAUCAAGAUGUGGUAUGGUUUAUAUGGAACCAGUUGCACUUGGUUGGGAGCCUAUUUUAAAAUCAUGGCUACAAACAAUGCCACCUAUAAUAUCAUCAUUUUUAAAAAAUCAUAUUUAUGAAUCAUUAUUUAUGCGUUUUUGUCGACCAUUAUUUUAUAUUUUACAUAAUGGUGGAUUCAAAAAAAUAUGUCCAAUGCCAGAUUCAAAUAUUUUACGUUCAAUAACAUAUCUUAUGGAUUGUUUUAUUGAUGAUUAUAGAGAAGAAGAAACAACAACAACAACAACAACAACAGAUGUAAAAGAAUCAUCAACAACAAUACCAAAUGAACUAGAUUUACGUGCACAAAUUGAAGGAUGUUUUUUUUUCUCUUGUAUAUGGGCAAUGGGUGGUACAAUUAUAACAAAUGAUCGUGAAAAAUUUAGUAUUUUAUUUCGUGGUCUAUUAGAAAAAGAAUUUCCAUCAAAUUUAAUAAGUAUAUUUCAAUUACCAGAACAACCUUUACCACCAAUUAAACCAUAUAUUUUUAUAAUGCCAAAAGAUGGCUUGGUAUUUGAUUAUAAAUUUAUAAAAGAAGGUAAAGGUAAAUGGAAAUUAUGGUCUGAUGAAUUAAUGAAUGCACCAUCAAUACCAAGAGAUGUACCAGUUAAUCAAAUAAUUGUACCAACAAUUGAAACAAUAAGAUAUACAACAUUAUUUCAACAUUUAGUACAACAUGGUAAACCAGUUCUAUUUGUUGGUCCAACUGGUACUGGAAAAUCAGUUUACAUUCAACAAUUUUUAUUAAAAAUUAUUGAUAAUAAAAUAUUUAAACCAUUGUUUAUUAAUUUCUCCGCACAAACAUCAGCAAAUCAAACUCAAGAUAUUAUUAUGAGUAAAAUGGAUAAAAGAAGAAAAGGAGUUUAUGGACCACCAAUUGGUAAAAAAUGGGUUGUAUUUAUUGAUGAUGUAUCAAUGCCUGUUAAAGAAAAUUAUGGUGCACAACCACCAAUUGAAUUAUUACGACAAUUAUUAGAUCAUUCACAGUGGUAUGAUAAAAAAGAAAAAACACCAAUAAAAAUUAUUGAAGUACAAUUAAUGUGUGCAAUGGGACCACCAUCAAGUGGUGGUAAAGAUGUUACACCAAGAUUUAAACGACAUUUUUUUACAUUAACAAUAUCUGAAUUUGAGGAUCAAGUUAUGACAACAAUAUUUAGUAAAAUUAUACUUUGGCAUUUGGAUACUCGUGGUUUUAGUAAAGAAUUUGAUCCAUGUAUUGAUCAAAUUGUUCUUGCAACACUUGAUAUUUAUCAAGAAAGUUUAAAAAAUCUUUUACCAACACCAUCAAAGUCACAUUAUAUAUUUAAUUUACGUGAUUUUUCAAGAGUCAUACAGGGUGUAUUAUUAUCAGUACCAGAAUCAAUGCCAACAUUGGCAAAUAUGAAAAGACUUUGGGUACAUGAAAUCCUACGAGUAUUUGGUGAUCGUCUUACUGAUGAUAAAGAUAUUAAUUGGCUUGUACAACAGCUACAUACAACUGUUGAAAAACGAAUGGAUGAUAAUUUUGAUGAACUUUUUCAAGAUUUAAAAAAUAAAGACAGCUCGUUUAUUGGUGAUAAUGAACUUCGUAAACUUGUUUAUUGUGAUUUUGCUGAUCCAAAAGCAGAUGUUAGACUAUAUCAAGAAAUACCAGAUCUUGAAUUACUAAGAUCAAUUGUUGAGGGUUAUCUUGUUGAGUAUAAUUCAAUGACAAAAAAACCAAUGAAUUUAGUAUUAUUUAGAUUUGCUAUUGAACAUUUAUCAAAAAUAUCAAGAAUAAUAAAACAACCAAGAAGUCAUGCAUUGUUAGUUGGUGUUGGUGGUUCUGGACGACAAUCAUUAACAAGAUUAGCAUCACAUAUUUGUGAGUAUGAUUUAUUUCAAGUUGAAAUUAGUAAACAAUAUGGAAUGCAUGAAUGGCAUGAAGAUUUAAAAAUGAUAUUAAGAAAAACAACAUCAACUGAAUUACAUUCAACAUUUUUAUUUACUGAUAGUCAAUUGAAGGAAGAAAUUUUUUUAGAAGAUAUUAGUAAUAUGUUAAAUUCAGGUGAGGUACCAAAUUUAUUUAAUGCUGAAGAAAAAGCUGAAAUAUGUGAAAAAAUGCGACAAAUUGAUCGUCAAAAAGAAAGAAAUAUGCAAACAGAUGGUAGUCUUGUUGCAUUAUUUAAUUUAUUUGUACAAACAGCACGUGAACAAUUACAUAUUGUUGUUGCAAUGUCACCAAUUGGUGAUGAUUUUAGAAAUAGAAUACGUACAUUUCCAGCUCUUGUUAAUUGUUGUACAAUUGAUUGGCUUCAAUCAUGGCCAGAAGAUGCAUUAUUAGCUGUUGCAACAAGAUUUUUAAGUGAAAUUGAAUUGUCUGUUAUUGAAAAAAAUGCUGGUAUUAAUAUGUGUCAAUAUUUUCAUAUAUCAACACAACAAUUAAGUGAUGAAUUCUUCAUACGUCUUGGUAGAAAAAAUUAUGUUACACCAACGUCAUAUCUUGAAAUGAUAAAUACAUUUAAAGAACUAUUAAAUAAAAAAAGAAAAGACAUAACAUUAGCUAAAAUGAGAUAUGAGGGUGGCUUAGAUCGCCUUGAUUCAACUCAGCAUCAAGUUACAGAAAUGCAAGAAACAUUAACAAAUUUACAGCCUUUGUUGGUAACAGCUGCACAAGAUGUACAAAAAAUAUUAAUGACUAUUGAAAAAGAAAGUUAUGAAGUUGCUGAAGUUGAAAAAAUCGUUAAAAUUGAUGAAGAAGCUGCUAUGAAAGUUGCUGAUGCAGCUGCUGAAAUAAAAUUAGAGUGUGAUGCAAAUCUUGCUGAGGCAAUGCCAAUAUUAAAUAAAGCACAAGCAGCAUUAAAUACACUAACAACUGCUGAUAUAUCAAUUGUUAAAACAAUGAAAAAUCCACCAGCAAAUGUUAAGCUAGUUAUGGAAGCAAUAUGUAUUUUAAAAGAAGUAAAAUCAGAAAAAAUACAAACAGCUGAUGGAAAAAAUAUUGAUGAUUAUUGGAAGCCAUCAUUAAAAGUUCUUAGUGAUGCAAAAUUCUUGGAUUCACUUGUUCAUUAUGAUAAAGAUAAUAUUCCUGAAAGAGUAAUAGAAAAAAUAAGAAAAGAAUAUUUAAAAAAUCCAAAUUUUGAUCCUGAUAAAAUAAAAUCAUCAUCAACUGCUUGUGAGGGACUUUGUAAAUGGGUAUUUGCAAUAUCAGAUUAUGAUAAAGUUGCCAAAGUUGUUGCUCCAAAAAAAAAGGCACUUGCUGAGGCUCAAGAAACUUAUAAUGCUGCUAUGGAAAAAUUAGAUGCCAAACGAACACAAUUAGCUGAGAUUCAGGCUAAAUUAGCUGCGUUAGAAUCAAAUUUAGUAGCUAAAAAAACUGACUAUCAAAGUAUGAUAGAUAAAGUAGCUGAUUGCGAGCAAAAAUUAAAACGCGCUGAAGAACUUAUUGGUGGUCUCGGAGGUGAAUACACAAGGUGGUCUGAAAGUGCAAAAAAUUUGGGUGAAAAAUAUGACUGUUUAACUGGUGAUGUUAUUAUCUCUGCUGGAAUAGUAUCUUACCUCGGUGUAUUUACAACAAUAUUUCGUAUAAAACAAAUUAAAAAAUGGAUCGAAAGAUGCAACAGUUUAAAUAUAAUAUGUACACAAAAUUUUUCAUUAAAAGAAGUUUUGGGUGAUCCAGUAUCAAUAAGAUCAUGGACAAUUUAUGGAUUACCAAGUGAUUUAUUUUCCAUUGAUAAUGGUAUUAUUAUAAAAAAUUCAAGAAGAUGGCCAUUGAUGAUAGAUCCUCAAGGACAAGCAAACAAAUGGAUUAAAAAUAUGGAAAAACAAAAUAAUAUUAAUAUCAUAAGACUAAGUCAAACAGAUUAUCCAAGAGUACUUGAAAAUGCAAUACAAUUUGGACAACCAGUUUUAUUAGAAAAUAUUGGACAAGAACUUGAUGCAAUGCUUGAGCCAAUAUUAUUAAAACAAACAUUUAAACAAGGUGGUGCAAUGUGUAUUAAACUUGGUGAUAAUGUUAUUGAAUUUAAUUCGGAAUUUCGUUUUUAUAUAACAACAAAAUUACAAAAUCCUCAUUAUUUACCUGAAAUUGCUGUUAAAGUAACAUUAUUAAAUUUUGUUAUAACACCUGAUGGUUUAACUGAUCAAUUAUUAGGUAUUGUUGUUGCAAAAGAAAGACCAGAUCUUGAAUCAGAAAAAAAUUCAUUAAUUAUACAAGGUGCUAUUAAUAAAAAAUUACUAAAAGAAACAGAAGAUAAAAUAUUAGAAGUAUUAUCAAUAUCUGAAGGUAAUAUUUUAGAAGAUGAAGAAGCAAUUAGUGUUCUCACAUCAUCAAAGCUAUUAAGCAAUGAUAUACAAGCAAAACAAUCAACUGGCGAAAUUACUGAAAAAGCCAUUGACAUAACAAGACUUCAAUAUUCAACAAUUGCUGAAUAUUCAACAGUUUUAUUUUUUACAAUUUCUGUAUUAGCUAAUAUUGAUCCGAUGUAUCAAUAUUCACUUGUUUGGUUUGUUAAUUUAUUUAAAAUGUCUAUUGACAAUACUGGACAAGCUGAAAGUAUUGAUAUACGUUUAAAUGAUUUAAAAAAACAUUUUACAUAUUCACUUUAUGCUAAUGUAUGUAGAUCAUUGUUUGAAAAAGAUAAAUUAUUAUUUUCAAUGUUAUUGGCUGUUAAUAUUAUGGAUAAACUUGGUGAUGGAAUACCAAAAAUACAAUGGAUGUUUUUAUUAACUGGUGGUGUUGGAUUGGAUAAUCCACAUGUUAAUCCAUUAAAUUGGUUGCCAAAAAAACAAUGGGAUGAAUUGUGUCGACUCGAUGAAAUUGAUAUUUACAAGGGAAUUCAAAUGUCAUUUGCUGAAAAUCAAAUUUGGAAAGAAAUAUUUGACUCAAAAGAACCACAAACUAUUGAAUUACCAUCACCGUAUGAUAAAUUAAAUAAAUUUCAAAAAUUAUUAAUAUUAAAAUGCAUUAGACCAGAUAAAAUGAUACCAGCUGUACAAAAUUUUGUUGAAUAUGAACUUGGUGGACAAUUUAUUGAUCCUCCACCUUUUGAUUUAUCAUCUUCUUAUAAUGAUUCAAAUGCUGCAAUACCAUUGAUAUUUAUACUAACACCAGGAGCUGAUCCAGCACAAGUAUUAUUAAAAUUUGCUGAUGAUCAAGGCUAUGGAUCAAGUAAAUUAUUUUCAUUAUCAUUGGGACAAGGACAAGGACCAAUUGCUGAAGAACUUAUAAAUAAUGGUGUUAAAUAUGGUUAUUGGAUUGUAUUACAAAAUUGUCAUUUAGCUAAAAGUUGGAUGUCAACAUUAGAAAAAAUAUGUGAAGGGCUAAUACCAGAUACAAUUCAUCCUGAUUUUCGUCUUUGGUUAACAAGUUAUCCAGCAGAACAUUUUCCAGUAACUGUAUUACAAAAUAGUAUCAAAAUGACAAAUGAACCACCAAAAGGAUUACGUUCAAAUAUUAUGAGAUCAUAUCUUAGUGAUCCAAUUUGUGAAACUGAUUUUUUUGAAUCUUGUAAUCAACCACAUGUAUUUAAAAAACUUUUAUAUUCAUUAUGUUUUUUUCAUGCAAUUGUACAAGAGAGAAGAAAAUUUGGUCCAAUUGGAUGGAAUACACCAUAUGAAUUUAAUGAAACUGAUUUACGUAUAUCAGUAUUACAAUUAAAUAUAUUUUUAAAUCAAUAUGAUGAUAUACAAUUUGAAGCAUUAAAAUAUUUAACUGGUGAAUGUAAUUAUGGUGGUAGAGUUACUGAUUCAUGGGAUCGAAGAACAUUAAAUACAAUAUUAGCUAAAUAUUUUUGCCAGCAAGUUGUUGAUGAUGAAAAAUAUUUAUUUGAUGAUAUGUCAGAUAUUUAUUAUUGUCCAGGUGCAAAUGAGUAUGAAGCUUAUAUGGAUUACACGAAAAAAUUACCUUUGAUAACAUCACCAAGUGUUUUUGGAAUGAAUGACAAUGCUGAUAUUAUUAAAGAUCAACAAGAAACUGAUUUAUUAUUUUCAUCAUUGCUAUUAACUGAGGAUCGACUGGAUUUAUGGAAUUUUGAGGAAACUAGUAAAUCAACAGAAAGUGGACAAGCAUCACCUGAUGAAGUUGUAUUUUCAGUUGCAAAUGAUAUCUUGAGUAAGCUACCAAGUGAUUUUGAUCUUGUUCAAGCUUUAGAAAAAUAUCCAACUCUGUACAAUCAAAGUAUGAAUACUGUUUUGGUACAAGAAAUGGGCAGAUUUAAUAAAUUACUUGGCUGUAUCAGGAGCAGUCUGAUCAACGUACAAAAAGCCAUUAAAGGAUUAAUUGUAAUGUCAGAAGAACUUGAAGAAGUUGCCGAAGCUAUUUUAACUGGAAAAAUAUCAAAUUUGUGGAAAAAAAAAUCUUAUCCAUCUCUCAAGCCAUUGGGAAGUUAUAUCAAUGAUUUUUUACAACGUUUAAAUUUUCUUCAGAAAUGGUUUGAAGAGGGACCACCUUCAACAUAUUGGAUUUCUGGUUUUUUUUUUACUCAGGCAUUUUUAACUGGUGCUCGACAAAAUUUCGCGAGAAAAUAUCAAAUUCCAAUAGAUCUUCUUGUUUAUGAUUUUGUGGUACUUGAGUCAACAGCUAGCUCAAUGAAAGCUCCAGAUGAUGGUGUUUAUGUUUAUGGUAUUUAUUUAGAUGGAGCUCGUUUCAAUCGUGAUGAAAUGAUUAUUGAUGAGAGUUUACCAAAAAUACUCUAUGAUCAAGUGCCUCAUAUUUGGCUGGUACCAAUGAAAAAACAAGAUUUACCAAAACGACAAACUUACGAGUGUCCAUUGUAUAAAACAAGUGAAAGAAGAGGUGUACUAUCGACAACUGGACACUCGACAAAUUUUGUUAUUGCUAUUAAAUUACCAACAAUUAAACCAGCUGAACACUGGGUUAUUCGUGGUGUUGCAAUGCUUUGUCAACUUUCUCAAUAAAAUAAGACGAAAUGAAUCAAUACGUGUUAACU